Messenger RNA from Penicillium longicatenatum, 2007 nucleotides. Its product is annotated as SprT family zinc-dependent metalloprotease. Gene Ontology annotation, cellular component: nucleus. The record is from RefSeq and is a predicted model, not a curated record. The transcript has 2 exons. The coding region runs from base 1 to 2007 and encodes 668 amino acids. Lineage: Eukaryota; Fungi; Ascomycota; Eurotiomycetes; Eurotiales; Aspergillaceae.
AUGGCACGACUCAACAUAGGCAGAUCACAGACCCUCAACGGCUCUCCACGGAAAGCAUGCUUGACUGCACAAGCUUCCCAAUCACCUGCAAGUCCCAUUGCUCAUGAUAUAGGCUUUGGCACUCGCUCCUCCAAAGGCUCAACACAAAAGCAGAAAAAGGAUUCAGGCGCCUUCUUCGACAUCUUUUCAGAUGAAGACCUGUCAAUUGAGAGUACUGGAACGCAGGGGGAUCAAAGCUCGCCAUCCACCUCCCCUGGGAAACAAAAGAAAACACGAACCCUUAAACUCGCCAGAACCAACUCGCUCCUCCUUCCUUUACAACAGAGACCACGCCAAAGACCCAUUGUCAAAUUGGAAACAGACGACUAUGAGAAGGAGAAUGAUCUCACGGAAUAUGGCACGGACACAAAUGCACCAACAAUGAGCCCUGCUCCACCACGAUCGCCGGUCAGACGAAACGUAGCCCGAACCCCAGCACGAACCCCCAAAAUUAGCACAACCACUAGGCCUUUCAGCCAUCUGAGUCCUGAAGCUGCAGAUGAAGACCUUGGCGACAAUAGCUUUGCCUCCUUAGAUGACUUUAUUGUCAGUGACAAUGAGGAGCUAAGCUAUCAUGAGACAUCCGACUCUGAGACAGAGGUGCAAAAGAAUCUAACACCAUCACCACCUCCCAAAUCCACUCGAAAGAGACUCAUGAGGGGACGACGACCUGCCUUCAACCUGAAUCAGAAUGUGGAUAGAAAUGCUUCCCCUUCUGAUUCAUUCCGUCUAGAGGUUAAGCUGCCUGAUUCAGUGAAGCUUCCUUCAAGCCCUCCGAUGAACCCCAAACACGCGAUUCAAGAUAGUCUUGAUCUUUCCAAACAAAUGGAAGAUCUGGAACUCAACGGCGACAAUGAGCCAACUUCCCAGGUGGAACCAGAUGCUACGCCGUCUAUCAUCGAGCUAGGCUCUUCUCCACCUUCAUUGAAACCAACAAGCAGAGGUCCUCAGACACCACCAUCUAGUCCAUCACGGAAGCGUCUCCUAGGAUCUCCAACAAAAUCCCGUAUCCCUCCAACACCUCAUCGUGAAAGCACGGAUGCUUUUUGGAGUCAGGAGUUAACCAACGACUGGGUGGACCAACAUUCACCGCGCAAAGGCCAAACUCCUGGUCGCUCUGUAUUCGAGUUGUUGCAGGACUUCGACGAUUCAGAGCACGAAGGCAGCAGCCAAGACACCACAAGCACGGAGUCUGACUCAAUGACCAGAGUCACCGCGAAGGAAGCAAAGACACCCAGCAAAACCGCACUCAAAAAGGCCGAGACGGAAGCCCGUAAAGCUGCCAAGGCCCGUCGACUUUCCUUCGACAACAAGAAAGCAGAAUUCGCUAAAACCUUCCUCCAUGUAUUAGACCAAGCCGUGGCGGGAGGUAAGGUCACCCAGCUGGCUGAAAAGACCGGUGGUGUGGAAAUUGUCUGGUCCAAAACCCUUCAGAAAACCGCUGGUCGAGCUCAGUGGCGUGGAAUUAAUACCAGGGAUUCAAAUGGUCGCCAGAUCCCAGGCUCAGUGGUCCAUCAUGCCAAGAUCGAGCUCGCUGAGCGGAUCAUCGACGAUGAGUACCGGCUGCUUAAUACCCUUGCCCAUGAAUACUGUCAUUUGGCAAACUACAUGGUGUCCAAUUGUCAUGACAACCCGCAUGGUGCUAGCUUCAAGCAAUGGGGAAAGAAAUGUGCUGAGGCGCUGAAGGAUCACCCCAUCUACGGCGGUCAGAUCAACGUUACAACGAAGCAUUCCUAUCAGAUUGAUUAUAAGUAUGUGUGGUCGUGCGUGAGCUGUGGUCAAACCUACGGUCGUCACUCGAAGAGUAUUGACCCAACUCGCGUUCGCUGCGGUGCUUGUAAGAACAAGAUUGAGCAGAUUAAGCCUAAGCCGCGGAAUUCGUCACCGAGGAAGAACACCGCUACACCAGCUUUCCAGAAGAAAAUUGUGGAUGAUGUGACACGAGAUUUUGGAAGAUUUGUCUUAUAA